AUGUCGCACAUUCCCACCACCACCCCCGCAUCCGCGGCAGCAGCACCAAAACCAACAAACCCCAACCCGGACACCAAACCCACCAACCCCCUCUACAACCCAACCCUCCCUACCGACCGCUCCCUGUUCCGCCAACCCCUCCGUCCAGCACCCGACGCAACCGCCCUCUGCGCACCCUACAUCCCCUCCCCCUCGACCCUCCCCACUCUCACCACCACCACCACCCGGCCCCCCAACCCCAACAACGUCCUCCUCCUCAUCCCCACAGCCAACGCCUCCAAAACGGCCCUCCUCACAGCCCACCUCGCCGCCACCCGCCCGCCGCACAUCACCUCCCUCACCCACCUGCAGAUCCCCGCGGACUCGGGCGUCGGCGAGCAGCCGUACGACGGCGCCGGUCCGCGGGGGGCCUUCAACCGCGUAGUGGGCGCCGUGCACGCGCUACAGCGGCAGGCGGAGCGGGGGACGUACGGGGAGGUGUUGAGCGGGGUGGGCACGGUGGUGGUGGGGGCGGUGGAGAAUUUUGUGAGGAGGGAGAGGGCUGCUGGGGAGGGGGGAGUGCUGGUGCCGGUGGAUUAUGGGGUGGUGGUGUUUUGUCGGGUUUCAUUGGCGCCUGGGGAGGAGAGGGCCCGGUGGGAGUGGAGGGUGGGUGUGUCGAAGGGGGUGAUGGUGCCGAGAGAGUAUUGGAGGGCGGCGGAAGGGUUUGGGUUUGAGGAUGAUGAGCGCAUGCAUGGGAAGGUGACCGUGGGGGAGGUGCUCGCGGCGAAUUUGGGGGUUGAUAAGGCGGAUUGGUUUCUGUCGUUGAUGGGUGUGUCGAGGUAUGACUUGCUGAGGGAUGCCAUGGAGGAGAUGGAGGUUCCCUGGCCGGCUGCUGGGAAUGCGCCAGUUGCGGUGUCAAAGGCAUUUGGAGCCUAG
This is a messenger RNA of Chaetomium globosum CBS 148.51, 915 nucleotides long. RefSeq lists its product as uncharacterized. The transcript has a single exon. The record is from RefSeq and is a predicted model, not a curated record. Lineage: Eukaryota; Fungi; Ascomycota; Sordariomycetes; Sordariales; Chaetomiaceae. Bases 1 to 915 code for a protein of 304 amino acids.